AUGACUGUUACGUUCCCAUAUUCUUCUGCUCCUGCGAAGCAGAUCAAGGAGAUACAGUUUGGUGUGAUGAGUCCGGAGGAGAUUAAAGCGUUUUCUGUGGCCAAGAUCGAAUACACCGAGGUGAUGGACGAGACCACGAAUAGACAGAAAGUAGGAGGAUUGAUGGAUCCUAAAAUGGGCACUAUCGAUCGUAAUUUCAAAUGUCAAACUUGUCUUGAGGGUAUGGCAGAAUGUCCUGGUCAUUUCGGUCAUAUUGAACUUGCUAGACCGGUCUUUCACGCUGGUUUUAUUAUCAAAGUGAAGAAGAUUUUGGAAUGUGUCUGUUUUAGUUGUGGUAAACUCAAAGUUGACAUGCGUGAUCCCCUACUGAGUAAUGUUGUCAGACGAGUGAAAGCUCAACACCGACUGAGAGCUGUUUGGGUGUUCGCCAAGGACAAGAGGAUAUGUGAGACCGAUUCGUUGGAGGAUGGAGAUGGUGACGCUACUGCCGAAGAUCAGUAUGCAUCAGAGCAAGGAAAGGCAAGAGGCCAUGGUGGAUGUGGUCAUGAGCAACCUCUGUGGAGGAAGAAGGGUCUCAAACUUACUGGUGUAUGGAAGCCUACAGAUAAGGGCGAGGACACUGCAGAGCCCGAGGAACGGAAUGCCUCUCCUGGAGAAAUUUACAACAUCCUCAAGAAAAUCCCUCCAGAAGAUCUCCAUAUCAUGGGUUUGAAUGCAGAAUACGCUCGACCAGACUGGAUGAUCCUCACAGUCCUUCCUGUACCUCCCGCAGCCGUUCGGCCUUCAAUCGCAAUUGAUGGUGGUGCGAUGCGAAGUGAAGACGAUUUAACAUAUAAACUUCAAUCAAUCAUUAAAUUCAAUGGAAUCGUUCGACGGAUGGAAGCUGAAGGUGUACCACCGAGUGUUGUAAAUGAGCAAUUUGAUUUAUUGCAAUACCACGUCGCGACAUAUAUGGAUAAUGAAAUCGCUGGUUUACCGAGAGAUCAACAUAAAGCUGGUAGAGCUAUCAAAGCUAUCCGAGCUAGAUUAAAGGGAAAAGAAGGAAGAAUGAGAGGUAAUUUGAUGGGUAAACGAGUAGACUUCUCAGCGCGUACGGUUAUUACUGGUGAUCCAAACUUACAGCUGGAUCAAGUCGGUGUACCUAAAAGUAUUGCAAUGACCCUUACUUAUCCAGAAAGAGUUACCCCAUACAAUAUUGUCUACCUACAAACUCUGGUCAACAACGGUCCUGCGACAUAUCCCGGUGCUCGAUACUACGUUAAAGAUACUGGAGAACGUGUAGAUCUGAAGUACCGGAAAUCCGGAGAACCCAUCAGUCUGCAAUUCGGUUGGAUCGUAGAACGGCAUCUUAAGGAUGGAGACUUCGUCCUCUUCAAUCGACAACCGAGUUUGCAUAAAAUGUCGAUGAUGUCGCAUAGGGUUAAAUUGAUGAAUUACUCCACUUUCCGAUUGAACCUUUCAGUCACUUCACCUUACAAUGCUGAUUUCGACGGUGACGAGAUGAAUUUGCACGUCCCUCAGAGUGAAGAGACACGAGCAGAGCUUAGUCAAAUCGCCUGGGUUCCCAGACAGAUCGUUUCGCCCCAAGCAAAUAAGCCUGUAAUGGGCAUCGUGCAAGAUACUCUGUGCGGUGUUCGAAAAUUCACCCUUCGAGAUAAUCUCAUCGAUUGGUUACAAGUGCAGCAUAUCUUGCUCUGGCUUCCGGGCUGGGAUGGUACAGUACCUCCGCCAGCCAUCCUCAAACCUAAACCAAUGUGGACAGGUAAACAACUAUUAUCUAUGACCAUUCCCAAAGGUAUUAAUAUCACUAAGAAGAACAACGAGAAGCCGUCACCAAUAGAUGUCACGGACGAAAACGUGUUGAUAGACAAUGGUGAACUGAUUUUUGGUACAAUCAUUAAAAAUAUGGCCGGUGCCGCAAAUGAUGGUUUGGUCCACGUUAUCUUCCGAGAACUUGGUCCGGUAGCGGCUCGAGAUUGGUUCUCUGCGUGUCAACAAAUGAUAAAUUUCUGGUUGUUACAUUUCGGUUUUUCAGUUGGUAUUGGAGAUACAAUUGUCGAUAAAGCUACUAUGGCUGGUAUCACCAAUCGAAUGGUGGAAGCGAAAGAGGCUGUACAACGAUUGAUUGCUGAAGCUGAAGCAAACAAAAUGAAACCCAAGCCCGGUAUGACGAUUCGAGAAACCCUUGAAGCAUCGAUUGCCAACGAAUUGAAUAAAGCGCGAGAUUGGACUGGUAAAACCACUCAAGAUAAUUUGAAGGAUGAUAAUAAUGUAAAGCAAAUGGUGGUUUCAGGAUCAAAAGGUUCUUUCAUCAAUAUCUCCCAAAUGUCAGGUGUAGUAGGACAACAAUUCGUAGAAGGAAAACGUAUAACGUUCGGAUUUAGACAUCGUUCAUUACCUCAUUUCUCAAGAGAUGAUUAUGGACCUGAAUCAAGAGGUUUCGUGGAGAAUUCUUAUCUGAGAGGAUUAACACCGCAGGAGUUCUGGUUCCAUGCCAUGGGUGGAAGAGAAGGUUUGAUUGAUACCGCAGUCAAAACUGCCGAAACAGGAUAUAUUCAACGUAGAUUGGUCAAAGCGAUGGAAGAUCUCAAAGUCGGAUAUGACGGAACUGUCAGAAAUUCAGUCGGUGAUGUAGUUCAGUUCUUGUAUGGAGAAGAUGGCAUGGAUGGUUCGGCUAUGGAGAAACAAAGUCUCGAUAUUAUCCGUCUUUCGAAUAAAGCCUUCGAGAAGAGGUAUAAGAUCGAUGUGCUUGGAGCUUCUGGCGGAUUCAAAAAAGGUGUUCUGCAACCUGGUAUCGACCAAUCAUCUGUAACACUGCAAAACCUUCUCGAUGAGGAAUUCCGUCAACUCACCAGCGACAGGCAAAAACUUCGAACAGAUAUCUACCUUGAUGGUACACCCGGUCAUCCGCUCCCUGUUAAUAUCCAACGUGUCAUCCAAAACUCUCAGCAAAUCUUCCACAUCGACAGGCGAGUGCCUAGCGAUCUUGAUCCUGCUUAUCUAAUCGAACAGAGACAAGCGUUAUCCGAUCGAUUAGUCGUUGUACGAGGGGAUGACAACCUAAGUAAGGACGCCCAACGUAACGCUACUCUCGUCUUCAACAUUCUGCUUAGAUCGCACCUUGCCACUAGACGAGUGAUCGAGGAGAAUCAUUUGAACAGAGAAGCGUUCGAAUGGGUCGUUGGAGAAAUUGAGCAGAUCUUCAAUAAAGCAGUUGUCAACGCUUGUGAAAUGGUCGGAACACUUGCCGCGCAAUCUAUUGGUGAACCAGCAACUCAAAUGACGUUGAAUACUUUCCAUUAUGCGGGUGUCGCUUCUAAAUCAGUUACCGGUGGUGUACCCCGUCUGAAGGAAAUCAUCAAUGUCGCUGUUAAUAUCCGAACUCCAGCACUUAAUGUCUACCUUGAUCCUGAGUACAGUAGAACAGAAGAAGAUGCUCAUCAGAUCAUGCGAAAACUCACUUUCACACGUCUUCGAGAUAUCACUGCAUCAGUUGAGAUCUUUUACGAUCCCAAACUUGAUUCUACGGAUAUUGAAGAAGAUCAAGAUUUCGUUGAUGCUUUCUUCGCUAUUCCUGAUGAGGAUAUUCGACUGGAACUACACUCACCUUGGUUACUCCGUUUAGAGCUCGACCGAGCAAAGGUAUUAGAAGGUGGUUACGAAAUGUCUCAAAUCGUCAAUGCUAUUGCGGAAACAGUUGGAAAGGAUGUAUUUGUCAUUCAUUCAGAAGAUAACGCACCUAAACUUAUCAUUCGAUUGCGUGUUGUCGCUGAGAAAGAAGACGAAGAGUUGUUAGGUGAUGAAGAUAUGUUCUUGAAGAGGAUUGAAGGUACUUUGCUUGAUCAAGUUGAGUUGGGUGGUAUUAAGGGUAUUUCAAGAGUGUUCAUAUCGGAAGGCAAACAAGUCGUACUUUCAGGACAAGGGGAAUAUGAUCAAUCGAAAGAAUGGUUCCUUGAAACAGAUGGUAUCAACCUGAAAGAAGUUAUGGCUGUUGAUGGUGUGGAUGGACCCCGAACGUAUUCCAAUAACUGCUAUGAGGUUUACGAAACCCUCGGUAUCGAAGGUGCCCGAAAUGCCUUGUACAAGGAAUUAAACGGUGUUAUAGAAAUGGGUGGUUCUUACGUCAAUUAUCGACACUUGGCUUUACUUUGUGAUCUUAUGUGUUCCAAAGGAUCUCUGAUGUCCAUCACUCGACAUGGUAUCAACCGAACGGACGCUGGAGCGUUAUCAAGAUCCUCGUUCGAAGAAACUGUCGAAAUCUUACUUGAAGCUGCUGCUGUUGGAGAUGUCGAUGAUUGUCGAGGAGUAGCAGAAAACGUUUUAUUAGGUCAAAUGGCACCUAUGGGAACUGGAGCCUUCGACGUUUCGCUUGACAUGAACAUGUUGAAAGAUGUCAUUGUGGAUCAUCGAUUACCCGUUCAAAAUAUGUUAGCUGCAAGUGGUGGAUUGGCGGGAGGUAUGACACCCGGAGGAGCUAUGACGCCAUACGACAAUUUCUCACCUAUGUGGGAUGGAUCAAAAGGAUCAGUUGGGUCAGCUGCAUUCUCACCGAUGCAAACGUCUAAUAAUGAAGAAGGGGGAAAUUUCGCUUAUAUGGGAUACGGAACUUCACCCAUGCACGGCGGGAUGUCACCUGCAAAUGGUGGUGCAGGAUAUUCACCUUCUUCUCCUGCUGGAUAUUCACCUACAUCACCAUUCGCAGUCACCUCGCCUGCUUAUUCGCCCACGUCUCCUUUUGCAGGUGCAGGUGCAGCUUCACCCUGGGUACCAAGAGCUGGUGGAAUAACUUCACCUGCUUAUUCACCCACUUCACCUCAAUAUUCACCUUCAAGUCCACAAUUCUCACCAUCUUCUCCAUCUUUCUCACCUUCCUCACCAACGUAUUCACCUGCUUCGCCCGCAUAUGGAGGUGCGGGUGCAGGUGCUAGAAAUGGUAUGAACAGGGCUUCACCUUAUUCACCUGUUUCACCGGCAUAUUCACCUACUUCCCCAUUGGGUGGAAUGGGUGUCACAUCACCUCAAUAUUCUCCUACAAGCCCGAGAUACUCACCUGCAAGUCCCGCAUUCUCACCCACUUCUCCAACGUACAGUCCUACAAGCCCAGCUGCUUUCCAAGCUACUUCUCCGAGGUAUUCGCCUACAAGUCCUCAAUUCAGUCCCACAUCACCUACAUACUCGCCUGCUAGUCCAGCCUAUUCACCUGCUAGUCCAGCCUAUUCACCUGCUAGUCCAGCUUAUUCGCCUACGAGUCCAGCGUAUAGUCCUGCCUCGCCAGCUUAUUCACCCGCUUCACCAGUGUAUGGUGCGAAUGGUAAUGGUAAUGCGCCAGCGAACGGACAAGCUGCAAAUGGACAAGCAAGACCUAACGGUCAAGCUAGACCUGGUUGGGGUAAUAAUACAGGUGGAUACGGUGCUAGUCCAAGUUGGAAGAGUUAG
Kwoniella shivajii is the source of this 5436-nucleotide messenger RNA. RefSeq names its product DNA-directed RNA polymerase II subunit RPB1. The record is from RefSeq and is a predicted model, not a curated record. The transcript is spliced from 14 exons. Lineage: Eukaryota; Fungi; Basidiomycota; Tremellomycetes; Tremellales; Cryptococcaceae. The coding region runs from base 1 to 5436 and encodes 1811 amino acids. Gene Ontology annotation, biological process: transcription by RNA polymerase II. Gene Ontology annotation, molecular function: DNA binding. Gene Ontology annotation, cellular component: RNA polymerase II, core complex.